This is a messenger RNA of Linnemannia hyalina, 270 nucleotides long. The record is from the annotation of a GenBank genome assembly. Lineage: Eukaryota; Fungi; Mortierellomycota; Mortierellomycetes; Mortierellales; Mortierellaceae.
AUGGUCCAGUCCUGCCCUGCGUAUUACCCCUCUGUGAGCCAGAGGGCCGUUCCCCAACCGGCCUGCAAACAUCGUAGGUGGGUGGAGGAUCAAAAGGAGAUUGUGCCCCAAGGAGCCCAAACAACGAUAGAAGACCUAGAGUCGGAACUGCCUCCUCUCCGUGGAAAAGACACCAGUGUUGUCGAGUAUCUCAAGGUUCUGGAGCAGCAUCAUGAUCGACCUGGUGACUUCUGCAACGUGGACGAUAUGCGGUUCAAGCGGCAUGGAUGA